Molecule: messenger RNA, 694 nt
Organism: Notothenia coriiceps (black rockcod)
Lineage: Eukaryota; Metazoa; Chordata; Actinopteri; Perciformes; Nototheniidae
Product: dihydroorotate dehydrogenase (quinone), mitochondrial-like
Exons: 3
Coding region: 6-458 (150 amino acids)
Biological process (GO): pyrimidine ribonucleotide biosynthetic process; 'de novo' pyrimidine nucleobase biosynthetic process
Cellular component (GO): mitochondrial inner membrane; cytoplasm
Molecular function (GO): dihydroorotate dehydrogenase activity
Source: RefSeq, a predicted model, not a curated record
UGAUUAUGCAGCUGGCAGUGGAUGGUUUAAUGGUGUCUAACACUACGGUGUCCAGACCGGAGACGCUCCAGGACUCUCAGAGGUCUGAGGCCGGCGGGCUGAGUGGGCAGCCUCUCAAAGACCUCUCUACCACCACAGUGAGAGAGAUGUACCACCUCACCAAAGGUAAAGUACUAAUCAUUGGAAUUGGUGGUGUGGCCAGUGGGCAGGAUGCUAUGGAUAAGAUCCGUGCCGGUGCGUCGUUGGUUCAGCUUUACACAGCUCUGACCUACCAGGGUCCGCCUGUAGUGACCAAGAUAAAAAGGGAGUUGGCGCAACUUCUUAAGGAACAGGGGUUCAGCAGUGUAUCAGAGGCGGUUGGAGCAGAUCACAGGGGAGCAGAUGGGUCAGCUAAUAAGCAGAGCGUGCGGAAAGAGAUGGUAAAUGCUAACACAUUAAAUGCUACACAGCACCUGUAGCUGCCAUCUCGUCCAAUCAGACAACAUGAUCCUCAACUUUUCCUGAACUUUGCUGAAUGCUGAGGAUUGUCUGUCCGUCCGAGUGAUUUCAAGGACGAGAUUAUGGUCUGAACUGGGAGCUGUUGACAACAUAUUUUAGGUACUUGUGGCGAGAAAAUUCUGAAUGCACCAAAUCUCACCUUUACUUGAACAUAUAAACAACGUUGUAAUUAAAAUCUUUUUUGUUUUAUAAAGAA